AUGAAUCCCGGCCCCGCUCCAAGACCACCGACCAGUCAACAACCACGUCUCAACCUUACUCCUAGCACUAAUUAUCCAGGAAGCAUGACGAACGUUUCGUCACCUAUUACGCGCACCGCGACUUCUACAUAUACCGGGUCUACCAUCUCUUUACCAUUGGCUCGUGAGCGAUCGAACCAGGCAGAUGGCAUGGGAGGCGUCGCGGUUAUAAAAGAGGGUUGGGCGCAGGUCAAAGAGAGUAGGAACUUUAUCCAGCCAUGGAAGCAAAAAUACCUUAUCUUGCGCAAAGAAGCUCUCGACUUUCACAAGACCGAGGGUGGCAAGGUUUCUUAUACUCUUUAUCUGAAGGAUGUUGUCAAUGUUGGCCGAGUCGAGGCUGCCGGUACCAUCUUCGAGAUCAAGAGACACGCGCAAGGGACUUCCAACAGUCCUGGCGAUGACGAUGGCACCAUUAGAACCUUAAAUAUUAGGGUUAAAAGUGAUGAUGAUCUCUACGAUUGGAUUGACCUUUUAUAUGGCCGGUGUCCGACAAUGGGUGGAGUAAGCAAUCCGACCAACUUUUCUCAUGCGGUUCACGUCGGUUUCGAUCCGCAGACGGGUCAAUUUGUAGGAUUGCCGCCAGAAUGGUCGAAGUUGCUGAACUCUUCCGCAAUUACCAAAGAAGAUUAUGAACGAAAUCCUCAAGCCGUUUUCGAGGUUUUGGACUUCUACUCUGAUCUCACUAAGAGAGCAGAGAAUCCUCAGCAGUUCCCAAGUCUUACCCCAACGCCUCCUCCUGGUAGUCAGCAGAACAUGCAGCUGGGAUAUGGCGGCGGCGGUACUUCUGUCGCGCCCCCACGGCCGAUGCCACCCGCGCAGCGCAGCUACAGUAAUGGACCGUCGCAGCAACCCACUACUAUUCCGAUACGACCAAAUCCCCCAGACAUGUCUCAGCAGCGGCAGCCAGCACAAAACGUAGGCGGUAGUUAUGGUCAGUCACCGGAUGCGGCGCGCGAAGAACAGCGCCAGAAGCAGCUUGAGCUCCAGAGGCAGCGCGAGAUCGAGGAACAAAACCGACGGGACCUAGAGGCUUAUAAUGCUUCUAUCCCACAGAAAAAGUUGCCUAUGGCCCAGCAAGAGCUUGGCGGAUACGGCGGCGGAUCUUCCGGUUCAGCAGACCGUUACAAUCCUACCCGAGCGGCGCCCCCUGCUCCCAAACUAGCCAACCAGCAAGUUGGCGGUCUUCGCGCUCAACGGCCUGCUCCACCAGCGCCUAGCGCCUCGGCACCCUCGACUGCUAACAGGCCUGCAUUGACUUCUCAAACAAGCUCGAGCCCCGUCCAAACCUCGCAAUCUAGCCAAACACAACGUAUACCGCCGCGAAACGACCAGCCUUCAACAGCCCCUCGAUACCCGAAUAAUGGCCAGGUUCAGAACCAGGCACAGGCACGUUUGCCUGCUACUGUUAAGCCUCUAAAUGUCCCAGCCAAGCCUAGCCAAGCCCAGCAAAAUGACGGUGUCAAGGCUGCAGAGGCUGCGUUAACAGCUAAGCCCACGGCGGCAGAGAGGAAGCAGGAUGUUCGCAUGUCUACUAUGUCCGAAAAGGAGGUCAUGCAAAGGCUAAUUGAAGUCGUCUCGAAAGAUGACCCUAACCUGUCGUACUCCAAACAGAAGAAGAUUGGACAGGGUGCUUCGGGCUCAGUUUAUGUGGCAAAGGUCAAGGAGGGCGCUGUUUCUGGGGUUGCUAGAGAAGUCCUUCGUUCUCAGGGAGCCAGAGCUCAGGUUGCUAUUAAGCAGAUGGAUUUGGCACACCAGCCACGCAAGGAGCUCAUCGUCAACGAAAUUAUGGUCAUGAAGGACAGCAAACACCGAAACAUUGUCAAUUUCCUUGAUGCUUUCUUACGGAACAACAACGCCGAAUUAUGGGUCGUCAUGGAGUACAUGGAGGGUGGUGCUUUGACGGAUGUCAUCGAUAACAACCCAGUCAUUACUGAGGAACAGAUCUCGACAAUUUGCCUCGAGACUUGCUCUGGAUUACAACAUCUGCACUCUCAGAACAUUAUCCACCGUGAUAUCAAGAGUGACAACGUCCUUCUAGAUGCUCGCGGAAACGUGAAGAUUACUGAUUUUGGUUUCUGCGCCAAGCUCACCGAGACAAAAUCCAAACGAGCAACCAUGGUCGGAACUCCUUAUUGGAUGGCUCCCGAAGUCGUCAAGCAAAAGGAGUACGGGCCGAAGGUCGAUAUCUGGUCACUAGGUAUCAUGGCAAUCGAGAUGAUCGAGUCUGAACCUCCAUAUCUUAACGAAGAGCCUCUGAAGGCUCUCUACCUUAUUGCAACCAACGGUACACCACGCCUAAAGAAGCCAGAGAAGCUCAGCAAGGAGCUGAAAGCCUUCCUGUCUGUCUGUUUGUGCGUGGACGUCAAGAGUCGUGCUUCGGCGGAUGAACUCCUGCAGCACGAUUUCCUGAAGCACGGUUGCCCGCUCGGGAGCCUCUCCGAAUUACUUGCAUUCCGAAAGCAUGCCAAAUAA
Molecule: messenger RNA, 2511 nt
Organism: Daldinia loculata
Lineage: Eukaryota; Fungi; Ascomycota; Sordariomycetes; Xylariales; Hypoxylaceae
Product: Pkinase-domain-containing protein
Exons: 3
Coding region: 1-2511 (836 amino acids)
Biological process (GO): protein phosphorylation; regulation of MAPK cascade; intracellular signal transduction
Cellular component (GO): cytoplasm
Molecular function (GO): protein serine/threonine kinase activity; ATP binding
Source: RefSeq, a predicted model, not a curated record